AUGAAUGAGAGGAAGUCUGUGAAGCCUAGCAUUGAACAAGCACUCAUGGUAGAAAGUGGAAACAGAAGUCGUGACAGUCAAGGAGGACGUGGCAGAAGUAGAAACAAUUACAAAGGAGGAAAAGGCAGAGGUAACAAUUGUAACUCAAACUCUGGUAGAGGAAACUCUAGUAAUAAUUACAAUAGUGAACAAAAGAACAAUAGCAGUGAAAAUUAUAGAAGAAGAGGUGGAAGAGGUGGUAGAGGAAGAGGUGGAAGAGGAGGAAGAAAAAUUGAUAAGAGUCACAUUCAAUGUUAUAAUUGUGAGAAAUACGGUCAUUUUGCCGAUGAAUGCUAUAGUAAUCCAAGCCACCCUGAGGCAAGAUUGGCUUAA
Messenger RNA from Glycine soja, 372 nucleotides. Its product is annotated as cold shock domain-containing protein 4-like. The transcript has a single exon. Gene Ontology annotation, molecular function: nucleic acid binding; zinc ion binding. The coding region runs from base 1 to 372 and encodes 123 amino acids. The record is from RefSeq and is a predicted model, not a curated record. NCBI's taxonomy places the organism in Eukaryota, Viridiplantae, Streptophyta, Magnoliopsida, Fabales, Fabaceae.